Messenger RNA from Anthonomus grandis grandis, 1470 nucleotides. It is a transcript of the gene Dnaaf3, whose product is annotated as dynein axonemal assembly factor 3 homolog. The coding region runs from base 49 to 1389 and encodes 446 amino acids. Lineage: Eukaryota; Metazoa; Arthropoda; Insecta; Coleoptera; Curculionidae. Gene Ontology annotation, biological process: axonemal dynein complex assembly; motile cilium assembly. The record is from RefSeq and is a predicted model, not a curated record. The transcript is spliced from 4 exons.
CGCUAAAAACGUCAAAGUAGACAUUUUUUUUUAAAAGGCAACAAAGAGAUGUUUUGGGGAAUUACACCCGCAUUAGAUUUACUAGAAGAAUACGAACGAUGCGAGCGGGAUUUGCCGUCGGAGGUGAACGUAUUGAUUGUCGGGGGGGCCGAUGGACGACAUGUACUUAAGACGAUUGCUAGAAGGUAUAAACAUAAGCUGGUAAAAUUAAACUUCUACUUGAUAGAACCAUGCAUGGAAACCGUAGCAAAACAGCUUCUACUACUCCUGACAGCCCUGCAGCCUCAAAGUGCCCUGGGCCUAGAGCAAAAAACCCGAAUUUUCAUGGAACUUUACGGCAACACUUUGCUUCGCCCUUACACAUCCAAAUAUUUAACUGCUGCCUCAGAGGAUAUGGUCGAAAUGAUCACCAACUACGACUACUUACAAGAAAAAAUAAAUUUUCUCCAUAUGGACCUUAAGUACAAAGAAAGAGACUAUUUGGAGAACAUCGUCAAGUUCUGGUGCGGCAGAGGCGAGUUUAACAUCAUGGAAAUCUGGGAUAAACGGUUAAGGAAAUCCCUUGGGAUAAGGUACGACUCAAAAGAGGGCGCUUUCGACUGGGAUUUACACAUGCGAAUGCAUCCCAUCGGCGGCAAACAGGUGUGCAACCAAGAAUACAAAUCUUUCCGGCGAACUGGAGUGGCAUUCACUUGGCUAGAAUCGGAAGUUUCCAGACCGAAUAGAAGUUUGGUGUGUGCGGUUAUACCAAACGGAACCAGCUUCGCCCACUACGGAUACUUGGGGGACAUGGAGAUUGGACCUUUUGUAACUUUUGGAUUGCAGUGUGAAGAUCCAGAGUUUUUGAAGAGCACCAAUGGGAAAAAUGCUUAUAGGGCGACUGAUGUAACUGAGAGAAACCUUAAGCAAGUUUUCUAUGAGAUGGAGCAUCAAGAAGAGUAUCAGCAUACAAAGAAAAACGAGAUGGAGUUGGGCUACGCUGUUAUAAGACAAGAGAAGAUUUUAGUGGAUAUUAAACCCUCGGCAAAAUCAUCCAGAAGGCUUGAGAGCUGCUUUUCAGUAAAGAAUGUGGCCAUUACCUUUCUAUCCAUAGCAAGCUUAAGCCAAAUGGACUAUAGUGACAAAUAUGAGAAUAUGUUUGAUAUAAUUUACUUUGCUAGCAAUUGUUUGAAGUAUUAUAGCAGUAAGGUUAUUAAUAAGGUGGCCAAAAGUGAGGCUGCACUGUUACUCGUUGAACAUCAGCUUUUUGUGGUGAACCAUCGGAAAUCCGGGUUAGAGGAGUACGCGAAAUCUGUAAGGGAGAUAGUGAAAGACACCGAUAUGGAGGAAUUGGAGUUUGAGCUGGAGAAAAGUUGUUAUUUUCGUUUUAGGAGAACGUGUGUGAAGUGAUUUUCAUUUUAAAUGAAUAUCGUUUUGAAGAGGUUUUUUCUGAAUAGUUUAUUUAAAUAAAUUUUUCCUUAAUGGGUUAAA